Penicillium cinerascens is the source of this 540-nucleotide messenger RNA. RefSeq names its product translation machinery-associated protein 16. Gene Ontology annotation, cellular component: nucleus. The transcript is spliced from 3 exons. Bases 1 to 540 code for a protein of 179 amino acids. The record is from RefSeq and is a predicted model, not a curated record. NCBI's taxonomy places the organism in Eukaryota, Fungi, Ascomycota, Eurotiomycetes, Eurotiales, Aspergillaceae.
AUGCCUCAACGCAAUCUCCAGAAGGUGCAGAAGCACAUCUCCAAGAAGCGUGGUGCCAUUGGUGCCAUGCACGAGAACAGCCGUGACGCCCAGCGGUUGCGCCGUGCCGGUGCCCGUGACGAGCGCCUGAUCAAGCAUGCAGCGAACGUUGACAAAGGCCGCCGGCCAUACUUGGACCGAAUCCACUACUUCCACGACGCUGUUCAAACGGUUGAAAGCCCCCUCUCCGACGCUGAAUUGGCCGACAUGGUUACCAAAUGUAUCAACCGCGACGAGGAAGAGCUGGCGCAGCUGCAGCAAGAACGACGCAAAGGCCGGCCGCCUAUCCGGCGAGAGGAAGCCUUGACCCAACGGACGCAGACCGAGGAGAAGGAAUUCAAGACAGGUUUCUGGAUGCCAGACAUGAGCGACGAGGAUGUUCUUGUUGCUCUGAAGGCCUGGAAUGGACAAUGGUCAGGUCUGAGCCCGCUGAAGUUCAUUCGCUUGACUCAAGCCGGAGUGAAGCAGUCCUCAAGUUUCCCGCCCAAGAGCAUCUCAUGA